Trichobilharzia szidati is the source of this 1852-nucleotide messenger RNA. NCBI's taxonomy places the organism in Eukaryota, Metazoa, Platyhelminthes, Trematoda, Strigeidida, Schistosomatidae. The record is from the annotation of a GenBank genome assembly.
AUGUUAUUGACAGAUACAUUUUCUGCAGCCCACGAUAAUUUAAUUAAAAACAAUGGAACGCCUGGAUUAUGGUUUGCGCAUACAGCAGAUUAUUGUGAAACACCGCCAAGACCACGUGUACGACUCGAUGCAGUCGAGAUAGCUAAUCGCAAUAAAAAGCAUUUAACUACAGCUGAAAUAAGUGGAUUUGUAAGUAGUCGAACUGACUGUGGUGGUGAAGAUCCGACUGAUGAAACCAGUAGCGAUCAAAAACGACAAUUACGACUACGAACAUUAGAAGCAUUGAGUAUUGCAGAGAAAUCAAAAUCACAAAGUGAUAAAUGGUAUGAUUUUGCUGAUAAUUUAAACUACAAACCGAUAAUAAAGCCACGUCGAAUAGGAGCUGGAGAACUUGGUAAGGAAAUUUUAGAGAAUAUGACACAAGAAUGUGAUCGGUUCAAGCAUAAAUCAUUUGAUGGAACAAAUACUGAAAUAAAUCCUGAUCGUAGAAAAUCAUCAAUAUCAUCCAGUUAUAGUCGACGUAAUGAAGUGAAUAAUUGGUUUGCACAUCCACAACCAAAGCCAAGAGAGAAGUUGGAUGAAAAUCCAACAAGUUUACCGACACGUUUGAGAGUACACCGUGAAGGCAUAGAAUACUCAUUGAAAAAUCGAAAAACAAAACCGACAACAAUGAAACUGGGCUUCUUGUUAGCGUCACCGCUAGUUGCUGGGUCUGGUUUGCUGUUUUGGUAUGUGAAGUAUGGAAGAAGCAAACAGGAAGCUGAUGAUUCAUUUAAAGACCCUGAAUUUACUGGAUUCACUCUUACCCACUUUCCAGUGUGUAAACCAGAUAGCAUUUCUGAGUCAGCUGGAUACUUCGUCCUACCAAAAGACAUAGCGAAAAUGGCUGAAGAAGCAAAACUUAAGCUAUCUGGUCACUGGCAUCCAAAUGAUGUUAUAGUUGCUAGCUAUCCAAAAUCUGGAACCACUUGGCUAUCGGAGGCAGUAUUUUUGAUUGUCAAUAAGCUUAACUGGGUUAAAGCCUAUUCAAAGAAUUUAGAGGAACGAGUUCCAUAUUUGGAGUAUAUAUGGCCUGGACCAAGCACUAUAGCACGUACACCAGCUCCUCGAGUGAUAAAAACGCAUCUUCCUUUCUAUUUGCUACCUGAAGAGAUUCAACGUGGUGAAUGUGCACGUGUGAUUUAUAUUGUUCGUGAUCCUCGUGAUGUUGUUGUUUCCUACUACCAUUUUGCCAGAUGCUUUACUCCAGCUGGUUAUCAAAAUUUAGAAGGUUUGAAUGGAUUUGUAAACAGAUUUUUGAAUGACAAGCUUCCCUACAGUCCUUGGUGUGAACAUGUGAAAAGUUAUUAUGAAGCUGCGAGUAGUAAAUUCACCGACAAAAAGCAAACAGACGCGCUCAAACCAAAAGUACUACUAAUUACCUAUGAAAUGUUUAAGUCGAAUUCACAGGCGACAUUAAAACUUAUCGAAGAAUUUAUCCAUGAAACAUGGAUUGAUAAUGCGUCAGACUGUUUAUCUCGACCAAAACGACUAACAACUAGUCAGAUAGGUGAAUUAGCUGAACACUGUUCAUUUGAAAAUAUGUCUAGAAAUCGAACAACAAAUUUUGAGUGGAUGAAAGAAAUAGGAUUAUGGUCAACAGAAGAAGGUACACGGUUUAUGCGUCGUGGUCAAAUUGGUGAUUAUCAGACAACUUUGACUACUUCACAAGUGGAACAAAUUGUACACAAGGUGAAUAAAGCAGGUCUACAGUGGACAUUAGCCAAGACUUGAGCACUUAAUUAUAAUUCCUACAUUACAGAGAGCGAGGGAAAGUAAUCCUGUUUAGUAACUUUUGUGAGUAAUAAUUUGA